Frieseomelitta varia is the source of this 739-nucleotide messenger RNA. RefSeq names its product UPF0235 protein C15orf40 homolog. The transcript has 5 exons. Gene Ontology annotation, cellular component: cytoplasm. Bases 53 to 487 code for a protein of 144 amino acids. NCBI's taxonomy places the organism in Eukaryota, Metazoa, Arthropoda, Insecta, Hymenoptera, Apidae. The record is from RefSeq and is a predicted model, not a curated record.
AUAGCUUCACGUGCGCAGACAUCUCGAUCAGCCAAAGAUGUUGAGAUUGUAAAUGAUUCGUUACUUCGGCAAUACUUGUUUGCGUAGAAAAUUUUGGCAAUAUCUUACGAAUACUCGCGAAAUGUCGAAGCAAGGAUCAAAGAAAGCUGGAAAAGGUCAGAAAGCUACGGUUAACGAGGAACCCAAAGGGCCUAUAAGUUUAGAUAAAAGUGGGAAUGUCACCAUAAAAAUUCAAGCAAAACCUGGCGCGAAACAUAAUAAUAUAACAGAUAUUUCUGAGGAUGCAGUGGGCGUCGCAAUAUCCGCACCUCCGGUCGAAGGUGAAGCAAAUACGGAACUCGUGAAAUACUUAGCUUCCGUAUUGGGAAUGAGAAAAUCCGACGUAUCGUUAGAUAGAGGUUCUAAAAGUCGACAAAAGGUCGUAAUAGUGUCUGGAACCACAGUGGAAAAGGUUCUGGAAAAAUUAAAAGGAGAAAUGGGAACCUGAGAAUAACAGCAAAUAACAAUUACCGUACUUUUGUCUUUUGUUAUAAACAGCUACUUCUUUUUUUAGUGCAUAUAAUGUUACAAUUCUCUUCACUUUGAUAAGUCAUAUUUAUUGUGCAUAAAUAUGGCAAUCACGUUUAUGUUCAAACAUGCUGAGUUAAUUUAUACAAUCGAAAAAUAACUUUAUACAAUUGUAAAAGUAGUUCGUUAAUAAUUUUCAUUAAUGAAAUAUAUGAUCAUGAAGCUCGCUGAC